AAGCAGGUAGAGACACAUAUUGCCGAAGGCUUGAGGAGCAGCAUGACACAAGGUGCAUUCGGUAAUGUCUACAGUAGGGUGGUCAAUCUCCCUCAUUGUCACCAUCUCUUCUAUUGUAGUAGUAGUACUAGUAGUAAUAGAUCAUAUCCUCAGCUGCUGUAAGAAAAUCGCACGGACAGACUACAAACAGAGACACAACUAUGUGGCCCAAAUGAUUCAUUGGAACUUAUGCCUCAAGUACCACCUCCCAGCAGAAAAGAACCCUCACAAACCUGCAAAAGUAUUGGAAAACGAGCACACAAAGAUACUGUGGGACUUCCGAAUCCAGACUGACAAAGUUCUGGAACACAACACACCAGACAUCACAGUUGUGGAAAAGAAAAAGGUUUGGAUCAUUGAUGUUGCCAUCCCAGGUGACAGUCGCAUUGACGAAAAACAACAGGAAAAACUCAGCCGCUAUCAGGACCUCAAGAUUGAACUUCAAAGACUCUGGCAGAAACCAGUGCAGGUGGUCCCGGUGGUGAUGGGCACAUUGGGUGCCGUGCCAAAAGAUCUCAGCCGGCAUUUGGAAACAAUAGACAUUGACAAAAUCACGAUCUGCCAACUGCAAAAGGCCACCCUACUGGGAUCUGCCCGCAUCAUCCGAAAAUACAUCACACAGUCCUAGACACUUGUGAAGUGUUCGACUUGUGAUUUUGUGAUACAAAAUCCAGCAUAUCUAUCUUGUUUGCUGUGUCAUACAAUAAUAAUAAUAAUAAUAGAAUUAUAAUUAUAAUAAAACUUUAUUUGUAUUCCGUCCUAUCUCCCCAAGGGGACUCAGGGCGAAUUCCAACAUAACAAUGGCAAACAUUCAAUGCCUCCGUAAAACCAAAGCAUUGUAAUGCACCAAAGGAUUCAAGCCAUUGUUACCAAGUAUGCUGUCAGAGCGCAUUAUGAACUCAUCCAUGUUCUGAGUCAACAUGCCCAUGAGGAGCCUUUUAGCCUUGGUAGCAGUACACCAAUCAUCUACAUCUACACGCAACCGAGUAAAAGAGAAUAUUCUUGAACAAACAUAUGAAUAAUGAAAAGAUAGCGAACCUGAAUAAUCAUGCAAGACACAGAAUCCCACCAUAAAGAUGUUCUUAUCAUUCCUGCCCCUUUUGGUUGCAUGUUUUCCAAUACCUGGAAAGGGCGAAGUGGUAGAGGAUUUUUCAAACUGCCUUGAGUUCUUCUUGGAUCAGAAGCCACCAGGAGAGUCCCUGACCCCCGUCGACGACGCCAGGAUCUGCCAGUUCUACAAGAAGGCCUACCGCUUUGCCACCAUGUACGACAAAGACCAACGCGUCCCUAUAUACUCGGCUUACAAAUGCAAACCUGGCCAUGGCAGUGAAACCGAAAGGUGGAUGAUAGAGCCACAGCUUGUUGGGCUCAAUUUUGGAAGAAGCAUGGAAGAUGAAGACACAACCCAAAUUCCCUUGUGGCAGCUUAAACAAAGCCAAGCGGUUUCAAUUGACUACAAAUACCUUCUCGACUAUAAGAGGGGAUAUUUGAGCCCCGUUGUACAUCAACCUGACGAAGAUAGCAGAGUUGCGGCAUCCACUUUGACCAACGCCGUCCCACUGUAUACAGGACUCGAAUAUUCAUGGAGAAACUACCAAAACGGUAUCCAGGAAAGCGCUGGAAAAGCUCAUGUCUGCCAUGAUCUGUAUGUCAUCUCCGGCGCGGUGCCCAGCAGGGAUGCAUAUGUUUUCAGCAACAGAGUCAACCAGCCCAGCCACAUCUGGUCUGCCGCCUGCUGCGUUCAUGAGAAGAGAGGCCGGACCUCCUGGGCUGCCAUUGCAAAGAAUAAAGAGAAUAAAGUCAAGCAAUGCAGCCUGGAUGAACUGCAGGUCUUGCUCACUAGACUCUAUGGGAAGGGGGACGUUGAUCUUUUCAACAAUGCCUGCAACACAAACCGGGCUGCGCAUAGGCGCCGCUGCCUUUGGAGCCAGAAACUGGGCUCCUUCUCCAAAAGAUGCGGAACAAGGUGAUCAAGACAUGACACUUCAUCCUGCCAUCGGUUCUGUUCACCUGCUUUCCAUUUGCCUUUUUUUGAAAAGGGGAUAAAUAGCUGCUUUUUACUACUACCUUAUCUGUUACUUAUUUCUCUUUGUGGAAUGUCCAAAAUAUUUAAUAUUGUUUUUAAUAUUGUGCCAUUUUGUAAUCAUAUACCCAGAAAGUCAUUUUUAUAUUUGAAAUGGUAUAAAUGGUAGAAAUGUUUAUAACUGAAUGUUUUUACUAUGCUGCUUUACUAUAUAUCUGUGUGUUACCUAAUGGUUUGUUGACUGUAAUAAAGGCUACUGAUGUUACUCCUGUUGUGGUAAUCUCUGAGCAGUUA
This is a messenger RNA of Anolis carolinensis (green anole), 2356 nucleotides long. RefSeq names its product endonuclease domain-containing 1 protein-like. The transcript has 3 exons. NCBI's taxonomy places the organism in Eukaryota, Metazoa, Chordata, Lepidosauria, Squamata, Anolidae. Bases 1116 to 2009 code for a protein of 297 amino acids. The record is from RefSeq and is a predicted model, not a curated record. Gene Ontology annotation, molecular function: nucleic acid binding; metal ion binding; hydrolase activity.